Daldinia vernicosa is the source of this 1551-nucleotide messenger RNA. RefSeq names its product pantetheine-phosphate adenylyltransferase-like protein. Gene Ontology annotation, molecular function: dephospho-CoA kinase activity. Lineage: Eukaryota; Fungi; Ascomycota; Sordariomycetes; Xylariales; Hypoxylaceae. The transcript has a single exon. Bases 155 to 1390 code for a protein of 411 amino acids. Gene Ontology annotation, biological process: coenzyme A biosynthetic process. The record is from RefSeq and is a predicted model, not a curated record.
UACCAUCACGCCACUCAGGCAAAACCAUUGUUGUCCAUCAGGAGAGCUCAUUUUAAUUGGCAAAUUACUCUAUAUAUUCAUCACGAUACCCAAGUCCCUAGAUUUACCUAAGAACUUAUUGAGAUUCAGCAAUUCGAGUCACAUAUUCAUCCUUAUGCCACAACCAAAUAGCACCACCAUGGAAGAUCUCCCUUCGCUCUUACUGCUACCCCCACCUCCGCAUCCCCCAUCCCGGCUUGCUCUUAACGCCGCAUAUGAGCCUCCGCUUAACGCCGCCCUCUCAAGAUUGAAAUCCGAGAAAGGCGGAAAAGAUGGAGCGGUCUUGAUCAUUGCUCUGGCAUCGCCAAUUCUUGCAGGCAAAUUCGCACGGCACAAAUCGCUUUCUUGGCCUCACGCCCAGUCUAUUCUAGCUGAUCUAUAUAGCAUCAUAUCCGUUGUUUGUGCUAAACUUUCAAUCCCAACCGAUAUUCAUGCCGGUCCUGGGUCCGUAGAUGCCCGGGUUGUUCUAAUCGAUCACGAUGCAUCUAAACCAAUCCCAACUGACUUAAAGCCAGACAUAAAACCGAAUAACACAACAAUAGUCGAUCUUGCAACCUUCGCCGCAGCUUAUCAUCCUUGGAGAUACAUAUUCCAUACAAAUAACGAGCCAGGCUAUCAAUUACUCUCAACGUACCUCAAACUUCUUGAGGGCAUUCAGACCUUAAAGCAGUCCCAGCUGGUUGUUGUAGACGGUGGGCUUGCCGUGUCACUUGGACCACCGGUUCCUUCGGAAUCAUCCCUCCAGACUAGCCCUCAUUCAGUCGUAUGUUUAGGAGGAACCUUUGAUCACUUACACCCUGGACAUAAACUGCUCUUAACUGCUGCCGUAUUAUUGCUAAAAGUGCCCGAGAAUGGCACGUCGACCCCAUGCAAAUUCGUCAUUGGCAUCACUGGCGAUGAAUUACUGAAGAGGAAGAAGUACGCAGAAUAUGUGCAGCCUUGGGACGAACGUGCUAUGAACACGAUCGAAUUUUUGUCUUCCAUACUAGAGCUGUCCAAGAACGGCUGGAAAGGAGGCCAGCAUCUAGAAGUUUCCAAGGAAAAUGACGAACUCGUUGCUCUAUUCCGGAACGGCACCAUCGAAGUUCGUUGCGUGGUUAUCCAAGAUGCCUUUGGUCCUACCAUCACAACUGAAAAUAUGGAUGCUCUCGUAGUUUCGGGAGAAACGAGGAGCGGGGGAAGUGCGGUAAAUGAAAAACGAAAACAACUUGGCUGGCGGGAGCUGGAAACAUUUGAAGUUGACGUCCUCGAUACUGAGGGAAUCGUGCACAAGUCAGCAGAUACGCAAAAUUUUGCCACGAAAAUAAGCAGCACGGCUAUACGAAAGCUCAAGGCCGAGUCUCAUAGUUAAUGUAAAGCUCUGGUUCUCACCUAGAGUGUACAUACUUGAGAGUAACCGACUACAACUAUUACAUAAAGAGCGUCUGUCCUCCGUCCAUCAGCAGAUCUGAACCGUUGAAAUAGCUCCCAGCACGACUUGCGAGCAUCACAACAGCCCCGGUCAGUUCAUCA